Messenger RNA from Suillus subaureus, 1387 nucleotides. RefSeq names its product FAS1 domain-containing protein. Gene Ontology annotation, cellular component: fungal-type vacuole membrane. NCBI's taxonomy places the organism in Eukaryota, Fungi, Basidiomycota, Agaricomycetes, Boletales, Suillaceae. Gene Ontology annotation, biological process: macroautophagy. Bases 308 to 1387 code for a protein of 359 amino acids. The record is from RefSeq and is a predicted model, not a curated record. The transcript is spliced from 5 exons.
UAGCUAGUAAGUAGGUAAAUCGUCUCCUCCAGUACUUGUCCUGUUGAUCCUGUUAAGUAGCUCUCCGACACCACAAAUAAGCUACUCGCUUUCCACCAGAUUUCAUUCUCGGCAUGUUCUCGGCAUCAGAAGCUGCGCUUUGCUCGGAAGGCCCCUAUGACUUUCCGAUCAUGGGGGGCGAAGUGAAUAGAGAGAUCUGAAGUGCGCUGCGCAUUGCAUCAUGAUUCUUACAAAUGGUGGGUGAAUCAUAUAUCUUCAAGAACACCCCGAAAUCACUGUCCUUCCGAACAUUCAUCAUAUCAUUAUCAUGUUGUUUACAUCGCUUGUUCUUCUCACUCUUCUCCCUGCUGUUUUCGGGCAGUCUUGGCAGCAAUACCUUAAUGGCCUUGUCCAGGCCUUAAACACUUAUGGGCUUACAACGUUGGCGUCUGCGAGUGCUGCAUUAAACAGCUCAUCUAUUGGGCAGCAGGUGGCGCAGUCACUCUCUACAGGUAACUGGACAUUGUUUGCACCCAGCAAUCAGGCAUUCAGUUCCGCUCCUAUCAAUCUCACAAGUGACCCAACAUCUGUUCUGAAUCUCCUUUCAUACCAUAUCGUCCACGGCAAUUUUACCGAACAAACCUCGCCAUAUCCCAACAUCACUCUUGGGCGAACACUGCUUAACGAUUCCUCACUUGUCCAGCUGGAGGGUAAUAAAUCGCAGGUUUUAGCGUGGUCAAACGGAAGUGACGGCAUAUUUGUGCUCAACAAUGGUACAACGGUUUCGGUCGUGAACAAGACGGUCUAUCAAAACCUCCAAGUCCUUGUCAUCGACUCCGUCCUUAAGAUCCCUCAAAACUUGUCUGAUACUCUCUCUAAUAGUACUUACGACGUCACCACCCUUGCUGGUGCGCUUUCAUCCAUCAAUGUCCCUACCAAUGAUUCGACCACACUGCUCAAUGUGCUCAACAAUGCUAGCGGUAUUACACUUUUUGCACCCAAUAAUUCUGCUAUUGCGACAGCAAGCUGUAUUGGCGGUCUGCUGCCAAAUACUACUGCACUGAUCGCUCUUUUCGGAAAUCACGUUAUCAACGGCACGACUGUUUACUCGCCAGCGUUUACAAACGGAAAUAAUUAUACUUCGGCCUCUGGAGAACCCUUCGUCUUCAAGACCAACUCCUCUGGAGUGUACGUGUCUAGUGCUGGCUCUAAUUGGGCGCACAUCAUGCGAUCAGACGUUUUGACGUCCAAUGGAGUUGUCCAUGUCAUUGAUAGUGUUCUUCUCGAUAAGAAAGUCAACACUUCGGCUGCAAACUCUACCUACCAAUCGGCUACUUCAGUUGCCGCCUCAAUGACCAUUGAGACCGGCCCAGUGGGCGUUGCGCCUACUACUUCUACUGGCCAUUGA